This is a messenger RNA of Lentinula edodes (shiitake mushroom), 506 nucleotides long. Its product is annotated as clathrin coat assembly protein ap17. Gene Ontology annotation, cellular component: intracellular membrane-bounded organelle; AP-2 adaptor complex. Gene Ontology annotation, molecular function: clathrin-cargo adaptor activity. NCBI's taxonomy places the organism in Eukaryota, Fungi, Basidiomycota, Agaricomycetes, Agaricales, Omphalotaceae. The transcript has 6 exons. Bases 23 to 454 code for a protein of 143 amino acids. Gene Ontology annotation, biological process: protein transport; clathrin-dependent endocytosis. The record is from RefSeq and is a predicted model, not a curated record.
CACCUAUUGGCUAACGACGUCGAUGAUCAGGUUUAUCCUCGUACAGAAUAGACAGGGCAAAACUCGACUUUCGAAGUGGUAUGUACCCUAUGAUGACGAUGAGAAGGUCCGCCUUCGAGGGGAAGUUCAUCGGCUAGUGGCUCCAAGAGAUCAGAAAUACCAGUCCAACUUUGUUGAGUUCCGGAACUACAAAGUUGUUUACAGAAGAUAUGCCGGUCUCUUCUUUUGUGUCUGCGUGGAAGCCAACGAUAAUGAGCUUGCUUAUCUUGAAGCAAUACACCUUUUUGUCGAAGUCCUAGAUUCAUUUUUUGACAAUGUUUGCGAACUCGACCUCGUUUUCAACUUUUACAAAGUCUAUGCCAUACUGGACGAGAUAUUUCUUGCCGGAGAAGUAGAGGAGACGAGUAAAGACGUCGUAUUAACGAGGCUUGAGGAGUUAGAGAAGUUGGAAUGACGUUCAUGUAUUCACAUACCCUGUGUAUCCACUAGUGCUUAUCUGGAAUAAU